GUUGGCUAAUGGGAAAAUGAGAUAUCAAGAAGGGGUGGUAGAAGAGUUCAAUAUUAAUGAUAUUGAUUUUGUUAACUACAACAGAAUUUGCAACUUUGUGGGAAAGUUAGGAUAUGGGGGAAACCAUCAAAUUCAUUGGUUGCCAAAGGGAAAUAGAGUGCAAGAUGGUAUCGUGCAUCAGAUGUUGCUGUCAAAUUAUGAUCCUGGAGAUUUCAUACAUUUAUAAGUAGAGCACUUAAUUGACAUACCCGAAAUUGUGACUGACAUUCAGCUAUUGCCUACAAAUAAUGAUCCAAAUAUACAACCAACAGUCAAUGAAGGUGGAAACCAGUCAUUUAGGAAUACUUUAGUAAAUAUUGGUAUUGAGAUUGGCUCUGGUGAUCAAUACGAGGAGGUUGAAGUGGAUCCUGAUUAUCAGUAAGACAUAGAUAAUGAAGAACUUAGAGCUGCUAGAGAAAAGGUAAAAGAAUUUUAUGCAAAUCAACAUAAUACAGCAGCUGACGAUGAAGAGAGUAGUGAUGGAGAUGAAGUUGAAGUUCAUGAAGAAAAUGGUAAUGAUGGAGGGGCAGAAGAGGAUGAUCAGGAACCUGAAGAAGUUUCAGCCGAUGAACUCUGGAAUGGUGAUACAGAAGCAGUUGGUAAUGAAGGGGAAGUUCAUGAGGAUGAUGACAACGUGAGCAUAGAAGAACUAUCAGGGGAAGAGGGACAAUACAAUGUGAUUAGAAAAAAGAAAAAGAGAGUUGUAUAUGAUCCUAAGUGCAAUGUGCCUUCAUUUGUUGUGGGUAUGGUGUUUCUUAAUGCUCAGGAAUUUAAAUAUGCUUGCACAAAGUAUGCAAUUCAUAGGGGAGUUGAAAUUCACUUUGGAAGGAAUGAAGCUCACAGGGUUAGAGCAACAUGUACAUUUCGGGGCUGCCCCUGGAUGCUAUUUGCAUCAAGAGACUCUACCAACAAGGACUUUCUCAUCAAAACUUACAACCAUCAACAUAGGUGUUUUAGAGUUUUUAGGAACAAAAGGGUUAAAACACCAUUUCUUGUUGAAUAUUUUAGACCGAUAUUGAGACAAUAUCCAAAAGCAACUGUGAAACAAAUGAUUGAGCAAGCUAAGAACAACUUGAAAGCAAAUGUUGCAUGUGGUAUGGCUAGGACGGUGAAGAAAAAAUUAAAAGUCGAGGUUGAGGGAGAUUACAUAUUAGAGUAUGGAGGGUUAGAGGAUUACGCUGAAGAAUUAAGAUUGAGCAAUCCUGAAAGUAACAUUAUAGUUUGUUCUAAUGCAGGAACCAAAAGGUUUGAAGGCUUUUAUGGUUAUUUUGAUGCAUUAAAAAGGGGGUGGAAGGCUGGUUAGACCAGUCGUUGGGGAAGACGGGUGUUUUCUUAAAACCUUUUGUAAAGGAGAGUUACUCACUGCAAUAGGAAGGGAUGCUAAUUAACAAGAAGUCCCCAUUGCAUGGGCAGUAGUUAGAAUAAAGAAUGGAAAAACUUGGACUUGGUUCCUACUUCUAUUAACAGAGGACUUGGGAUUAGAUUCAUAUAAAGAUAUUGUAAUAAUUUCAGAUAUGCAGAAGAUAAGUUCACUUUUUGUUUUUUUAAUUAAUUUCCUUCUGGCUUUAAAUGGUUUAUUGAUUUACUUAUGUUUUAUGAACUGUUAUAUCCAGGGGUUAAUUGAUGCUGUCAAGAGGAAAAAUUCCACAUGCAGAGCAUAGGUGGUGUGCAAUGCAUAUUUAUAGUAGAUGGCAAAAGAAGUGGAAGGGGUCAGAGUUAAGAAAACAAUUUUGGAUUUAUGCUAAAAGUACCUAUUGGUAGGAAUUUGAGGACAAGUUGAAGGAAAUGGAUGGCUUAGCAUCAGGUUCAGUGAAGGAUUUGUUAAAUUGGCCCCCUCCUAAGUGGUGUAGAGCAUACUUUUCAACAGCAAGCAAAUGUGACAUGGUGGAUAAUAACAUAUGUGAGAGUUUCAAUGGCAAUAUAUUCUCAGCUAGGACAAAGCAUAUUAUUACAAUGCUUAAGAGAUUAGAAUCAUGCUAAUGAACAGGAUUGUUGAGAGGAGGAAAGAUGCAACUAAAUGGGUUACCAACAUUGCUCCUGUUUCAAUUGAAAAACUUGAAAGGAAUAUGCUUCGGGCUUGCAACUGUCAUGUAGAAUACAAUGGGGAUGAUGGCUAUGAAAUCUCUGAGGAAAAAGACAGACAUACAGUAGAUAUAGUAAAGAGAUCUUGUAGCUGCAGGUCUUGGGACAUCUCAGGAAUCCCAUGUCCUCAUUGCAUAUGUGUUGUAUAUCAUAAGAAGGGCAACAUUUUGGAUUAUAUUGAUGGAUGGUAUAGCAAGAAGAAAUUUCUCUUAGCAUACAAUUACACUUUGCAACUUUUUAGUGGAAGGUUAUUAUGGCCUAGAAUAGGAAGAGGUCCAAUUUUGCCUCCUGAAUCAAAGAAAAUGCCAGGAAGACCAAAGAGAAAUAGAGUACAGGAUCUUGAAGAGCCUAAAAAGUGUGUUAAAAGAUCAAGAAGAUGUGUGCAAAUGACAUGUUCAUUAUGCAAGUGCAAGGGACACAACAAAAGUGGUUGCAAAAAUAAGGGCAUGAACAAUGAGGAGAGGUCAAGGAAGUCAGUUCCUAUGACAGCACCAUCAAGACCUGUUGGAGGCAUUAGAAUUGAAGAACCAGUAGCUGAAAAUGAUGUGAGAUCAAGUCAAGCUUCAAGUGAUAAUGCAAACCAUGGGAAAGGAAAGGGCAAAGCAAGACCACUUUUUACAUCAAAACGAAAAGUAAGAAAAAUACUAUAUUUGGAAUGGGGCUCUACUAUGAUGAAGUUUCAGGCAGUGUUAAAUGGAAUGUAAGUAUUUUUUUUUUUUUUAUGUUCAUCAUUUAUAUCCAAUAAUAUAAAUUUAUUCAAGUGGGUGUGUUGAAACUUGAUAUAGUGUACGAUUGGAUGGUACUGGUUCAAUAACACUGUUAUUUUAGCUUUUUA
Messenger RNA from Jatropha curcas, 2956 nucleotides. Lineage: Eukaryota; Viridiplantae; Streptophyta; Magnoliopsida; Malpighiales; Euphorbiaceae. The record is from RefSeq and is a predicted model, not a curated record.